This is a messenger RNA of Condylostylus longicornis, 2409 nucleotides long. RefSeq names its product polypeptide N-acetylgalactosaminyltransferase 3 (gene Pgant3). The transcript has 8 exons. The coding region runs from base 304 to 2274 and encodes 656 amino acids. The record is from RefSeq and is a predicted model, not a curated record. NCBI's taxonomy places the organism in Eukaryota, Metazoa, Arthropoda, Insecta, Diptera, Dolichopodidae. Gene Ontology annotation, cellular component: Golgi apparatus.
UCGUGAGCAAAAUUAGAUUUGUUAUGUUCUUUGUUUUUUUUAACUAUAAUAAAAUAAUUUAUUAGUGUUGUGUUGAAUUGAGAGAUUGAGUAAGAAAUUUUAGUUAAAAGCUACUUUUCAUAAAUAAAGAAGAACCAGAUAAAUAUAAUGGCAAUCUUCAAAGAAUAGGAACCAAAUUUUAUGGGAAUUUCGGUCAAUAACAUUAAAAGUGCAAUUUCUUUUGAACUUUUAAUUGCCAACUCAAUAGUUUUACUAAAAGAAAUUUCCAUAAUUCAUCAUUCAUUCAUAUUAUCGGGAUAAAUCAUGGGAUAUACUUAUAGAAAAUUAAAAAAGCUAUGGAUAUUAUAUUUGUUCUUGUUAUUUUUUUCAUUUUUUAUGUUUGCAAUUUGUAUUAACAUUUAUUUGCAAAAUCUGGAAGAAUGGCAAAACAAUGAGAAAAAAUGGGAAUUAGAGUAUAAGAGUAGGCAAAAACCAAUACAAAAUGUUGUCGCUCAUUAUAUUGGCACAGGUAACAUAUUUGGAAAUAUGACAAAAGAUGAUUACAGUACAAGUAAUUUUAAGCCCAUCGACACAGAAGGAGAACUGGGAAAACCAGUGAUAAUUCCGGCCCGUGAAAGUUUUAAAAUGCAAAGGCUUUUCAAAAUAAAUAGUUUUAAUUUACUAGCGAGUGAUAGAAUUCCAUUAAAUAGAACACUUAAAGAUUAUCGAACAUCAGGCUGCCAGCUUCGACAAUAUGAUACCGAUUUACCAAAAACUUCUGUUAUAAUUGUAUUCCACAAUGAAGCUUGGUCAGUAUUAUUGCGAACAAUAUGGAGUGUUAUAAAUAGGUCUCCAUUGCACUUAAUAAAAGAAAUACUACUGAUAGAUGAUGCCAGUGAUAGAGAGUAUUUAAAAGAUGAACUUGAAAAUUACAUUGUUAAUUUUCCCGUUAAAGUUAAGAUCUUGCGUAUGAAAGUUCGAAAAGGUUUAGUGCCAGCACGUUUAAAAGGAGCUAACGUAGCCACUGGAGAUGUAUUAACAUUUUUAGAUGCUCAUUGUGAAUGUACAACUGGUUGGUUAGAGCCCAUGCUUCACAGAAUUAAACAUAAUAGGAAAAGUGUAAUUUGUCCUGUAAUUGAUAUAAUAUCAGAUGAUAAUUUUGGAUUCUCAAAAGUAUUCGAAAAUCAUUGGGGUGGGUUUAAUUGGCAGCUAAGUUUUAGAUGGUUUGCCGUUGGUAGAAAAGAAAAUGAAAAAAUUACAAAUGAUAUAUCUGAGCCGAUAUCAACACCAGCAAUGGCCGGAGGUUUAUUUUCAAUUGAUCGUAAAUAUUUUUUCGAAAUUGGUUCAUAUGAUCCAGACAUGAAGAUUUGGGGAGGAGAAAAUAUUGAAAUGUCAUUACGAGUUUGGCAGUGUGGUGGAAUUGUCGAAAUUAGCCCUUGUUCACAUGUGGGUCAUUUAUUUCGAAAAAGCACUCCAUAUACAUUUCCUGGCGGCAUGGAUAAAAUUUUGGGAGAAAAUUUGGCUAGAGCAGCCUUAGCUUGGAUGGACGAUUGGUCGGAUUUCUUUUUUUUAUAUAAUCCUUCUGCAAUGCAAUUUCGUAAAACCCUAAAUGUUACAAAACGUUUGCAAUUACGAGAAAAGAUGUCUUGCAAAUCAUUUUCAUGGUAUUUGGAAAAUGUAUGGCCAACACAUUUUUUCCCAGCUCCAGAUAGGUUUUUCGGAAAAAUUGUUUGGCUUAAUGACAAAACAGUAUUGAGUACAGUUUACAACAGUUUAAUUAAUAAAAUUCCUGGAAAAUUUGCUCCCCGCAAAUGGUCGGAUAUAUUUGAUUUGCUUUGGUUAAAUAUAGACACUCUCUUGAACUCUUUAAAUUUUGAUGAUGAUAAAUGUUUACGUCUUGAUGGUGAGGAUGGAACGUAUGGCGGGGCGUCUUUCGUUAGCUCUGGUAUUCUUGGUAAUUGCUUGCCUACAGAGAAAUUGCAGGAUAUGUUUGUAAUAACAACAGAAGGUCAUGUUAUGACAAAUGACAAUUUCUGUUUGGAUGCAUAUUCAAAAAAGCCUGAUUCCGAUCCAUCCAACGGUUCCAAUGUAAGAUUAUUUUACUGUCAUGAUACAAAAAGACAGUAUUGGGAUUAUAAUAUUAUGACACAACAAAUAGUUCAUAAAACACAUAAAACAUGUCUGACAGUCGGAGAUGAAAAAGAUGGAAAGUAUCAAAUUAAAGCUGAAAAAUGUAGUGAUGGUGAUGAAAUUUUACAAAAAUGGGCUCUAAUUCCUCUACCCUGGCGAAUUUGAAAUUAUUAAAAUGAAUAUAAUAGUAGACAAUAAACUAUAACAAUAUUGUGAUAUAAGGACCUUCUUAGAUAGCUGCAUAUUUAAAUAAAUUUUUUUAUUAAAACUUUUAAUUUACUUAUUUUUUUAUUAAUUUAA